UCCUGCUCUUACCAGAAAUCAGAAAAAGGUUUGGUAAUCAUAUCAUAAUUAUGAGUGAGACCAGAGAAUAUAAAAGUGGCGUUUCAUCGCGAUGGCCGACGCCCUGCGCAGCUUGCAAGGUGCUCAAAAGACGGUGUUCAAGUUCAUGCAUUCUAGCCCCUUCUUUCCCACCAAAAGAUGCACAAAGAUUUAUCGCUGUGCACAAAAUAUUUCCCAGAACAAAUAUGAUAAGGAUGUUGCAGGGAAUUCCAGAGGAGAAGAGAGCUUUGGCGGUGGAUAGUAUGGUAUACGAGGCGAAUGCUCGAUUGAAGGAUCCCGUGUAUGGUUGCACUGGUAUCAUUUGCAUAUUGCAGCAGCAGAUCUUACGAAUGGAGGGAGAAUUGGCUAACAUCAAAGCACUCUUGAUCAACUCUAGGCAGUUGCAAUUGAAUAAAAACCCAUUGCCACCAACGUCUAAUCUACCAGAGAAUACAGACGAGCUCUGCGCAGAUUUGUCAGAGUUGUUCUCAACAGAAAUGUCACUGGACCAUCUCUUAGCUUGGGAAUGAUGAUCCCUGAUUAGGAGAAUACUAAAUGUUGUAGUUGCAUGUUUGGUUUGAGGAUGAAUUUGUAGAUUUGUUGUUAUAUUAAAAUCGGUAGGUGGUGGUGAAUUUUCAAAUCAGUAUUUUCAUCUAGAGAAAAAUUCUUCUUCUAACAAAAUUA
This is a messenger RNA of Cryptomeria japonica (Japanese cedar), 702 nucleotides long. RefSeq names its product LOB domain-containing protein 24. The record is from RefSeq and is a predicted model, not a curated record. NCBI's taxonomy places the organism in Eukaryota, Viridiplantae, Streptophyta, Pinopsida, Cupressales, Cupressaceae. Bases 51 to 548 code for a protein of 165 amino acids. The transcript is spliced from 2 exons.